Messenger RNA from Tachysurus vachellii, 9072 nucleotides. RefSeq names its product RUN and SH3 domain containing 2 (gene rusc2). NCBI's taxonomy places the organism in Eukaryota, Metazoa, Chordata, Actinopteri, Siluriformes, Bagridae. The transcript is spliced from 12 exons. Bases 469 to 4866 code for a protein of 1465 amino acids. Gene Ontology annotation, molecular function: protein binding. Gene Ontology annotation, cellular component: cytoplasmic vesicle. The record is from RefSeq and is a predicted model, not a curated record.
GAGUGAAGAGUCGACUCAGAGUUUAAGGGGUGAAUUUUGUCCCGGUUGAUCCAGCGAUUUAAACGGGUGCCUCGUUACAACAACACGGAGCGCUUUGUGUGUUAGUCUAUACUGCAGGAUCAGUCAAGAUGAAGAUCAUCUGCUAUUAGAAACCGGUGUUUAUAACGAUCCGUUUAUCAGCACGCGCCCAUCAGGAGAAUCUAAAGCGUUAAUGUAGCCGGUGAUGAAGCAGCGGAUAAUGACGCAGCGUCCGGAGCUCACAGCACGAGCAGGACGCUGAAUACUGCGGGGGAAACUGGAUUCAUCCUCACAGGAUGUUUUCUUUCUGUCGAGAUGACCUCUUCAGCUUUUUCUAUCACACUCCUCACUCCCAGCGACCUCGAGUCGGGAUCGGGCGUGUAAAUUAAACUUUUCUCCAGCAUCUUCAAGCCUUGAUCUUUUUCCCUCUCAUCCUACUUUCCAGAGACGAUGGACAGUCCUCCGAAGCUGGCCGGAGAGACACUGAUUGUUCAUCACAUACCUCUAAUGCACUGCCAGGUUUCUGGUUCACACCAGCGCUGCGGAAGCCCACUGAGGAAAAGCAACAACCCGUUCAGCUGCCCCGAAAACCUCGGCUUGAUCCGCACCACUUCGCUUCCCGAGCGAGACGUCCUCCAGCGUGAGGCGCUGGUGUACAGCAGCCUGAUCCAGACCUCCAGCUCCAGCGAUGCUUUUGAAGACGAAGGGAUGAUAAGAGGAGAGAAAAAAGGAGUGAGGGGUGGAAGCAUGGCCAGUGAUACUUCCUCUUUCACAUCCAGCAAUUCCGAGGAUGCAUUUCCUAAAGUCCUGUCAAAGCAGGUGCACAACAGGCCAAGCUCACUCAGACACAAUCCCUUCCUUCUGAAUGCGGGGGGAGUUGAUUAUGAAGAUGAUGAAGAUGACGAUGAUGGAAACAAUCUGAAUGGAUAUUUGGAGGAUUCUUCCUUUCACUUGCAUGGAAACUCAAACACAGCCUUAGACGACAGAGUGGACUUGGCCUCGUUCCAUCUGCAUGAGCUGGGCUACAAUUCUGGACCAUUCCACCUGCAUGAAUCUUUAGAGAAGCCCUGGAGUUCAGACCAGAAGGGGGCUCCUGGUCGACAUUUUUCUGCCCGUCUUGAGAGUCUUGAUCUUUUGGGAUUCGACAUUCAGCAUCGUCAUGGCAGCAGCGGGUCCACCUUGUCGAUGGACUGUGGAGAGCAAGAGUGGGAUGACGAUGAUGACGAUCAGUCCAUGCAAGGCAGACGGGGCAGUUCGGAAUGUUGUGGAUGCUCAAGGACUUAUCCCGAAUCGUUUGCAGAUUUUGCUCACGGUUACUGCAGUGAUUCAUCCUGCAACAGCUCUGACGGAGUCCUGGUCAAUUUCAGUACCAUCUACAAGACAAACAACAUCGUCCCUGACAAGCCAAUUAACCUCAACAACUCUGCCGAUCAGUCCUGCACCUCUUCUGUAUCUGAGCCAGUCUGUAUGGGCGGGGCAGAAUAUGGGAGUGGGGGUGGAGCUUUUUACUUAGACUUGCACAGAUCUCCAACAGAAGCUCCUCAGGAAGCCCCUGGCAUCCUGUCUUCCUCUUCCUGCCUAUGUUCUUCCCAGCCACAGGAUGGCACAGUGGAGCUUGAUGCUAACUGCAAUUCCUAUCACAACCAUGAAGGUCUGUUACCCUCAGAGACCUCGGCCAGUGACCUCACGUCCUGCAUGCAGAGCCAAGCACGGCUGGUUGUUGCAACACAGAACUACUACAAGCUGGUAACCUGUGAUGUUUCAUCACAUUCCUCUCCAAGUCCUGCAGGAUCUUCGGUCACAAGCUGCUCUGAUGAACACAGCAAAGGAAGUCCCACCCAGCCCACUGAGUACUUCCUGUUUAGGCACACUAAAGAGCAAGAAGAGGAGGAAGAACAAGGAGAAAAUGCACAGGUCAGCACACAAAAGCCAUGUGAGAAGCAGACAGAGCCACCCAUGUGUGACACUGACUCCAUGCACUCAAAUGUAAUUGAGGGACAAUUGUAUGUCAACGUCUCACCACCUGUGGGUGGAGCUGUAGUCGGGGCCCGCCUUCGUUCCCGUAGCUAUGACCGGAACCUGGACAAGACCCCACAGCCUCGUCUUGGCUCUCUGGAGCGCAUGCUAAGCUGUCCUGUGCGUCUCAGUGAGAGUUCCACCCCUGGACCGACCCCCCCAACACGUGUUACGUCCUUUGCUGAGAUUGCAAGGAACAAAAAGAAGAAUGGCGGAUCUCCUUCUCAGAAGAGCAGUGCCGAAACCUCUUCUGUUCACUCACAUUCAUCUGGAGAGUUCUCCCCUAUUCUUGAAGAUCUGUCCUCACUGAUCAGCUCCACGCACUGGAGCACACCAAUCAGAGUCUCUCCAGGAGGAGCAGGAAGAGAGACGAGGACCAAAGCAGAAGGUGGACUGUCCAUUUCUGCUGACUCCUCCCCAACAGUAGUGCGCUACAGUAAAGAUCAGCGUCCCACCACGUUACCCAUCCAGCCUUUCACCCUGCAGCAGCAGUUUGGGAAACCCCAGGCAAAGCCUGUACUGCCCCUGCUGGACGAGUACAUCAAUCACAUGCAGGCACGCCUCGGCUCCGCCCCCUCUGAGAGGGAGGAGGAGGACUCUGAUGAUGAUGGUCAGCGUCCCCGACCAUCUCCUUUGGGUAGUUAUUCGCCGCCCCGUUCCCUCUCCUGCCCUGCCCCUCUCUCUCACACCCCUCCAGGGGUCACUCAAGCCACCAAGCUGGCCCCACUUCCCCCGACUCCUCCCCCUGCCACCAGGGGGCACUGUUUCCACAGAGCUAACCGGAGUACAUUACCCACGCUGCCCAGCUCCGGCCUUAGUCCGAUGGCACAGCUGGAACCAGGGCUGCAGGAAGAGGAAGUGAAAGUACCUCCUGUGUGUAUGACACCAAGACCGCACAAUGGUCAGUCAUUAAGGUGUUACAGUGACCUGCUGCCAGAUUAUUUCUCUCAGACGGAGCGCCCCCCAGAGGAGUUCUGCCUCUCGCCUGAUGCCUCCACUGAAGAGUCUAUCUCCAUCGACCUGCAUCAGAAAAGAGGUCUGGUGAAGGCCAUAAACACAGCAGUGGAUCUGAUAGUGGCUCAUUUCGGCACCAGUCGGGAUGCAGGAGUAAAGGCAAAGUUGGGCAACAGCUCAGUGAGUCCCAACGUGGCUCACCUGAUCCUGAAGUACCUGUGUCCUGCUGUGUGUGACGUGCUACAAGAUGGCCUGCGAGCAUACACACUCGACAUCAUCAUUGGUCAGCGGCGUAAUCAACCAUGGAGCGUAGUGGAGGCCUCAACACAGCUCGGUCCCUCAACACGUGUAUUACACAGCCUGUUCCUCAAAGUCAGUCAGUAUUCAGAGCUGACCAGUCACAGCAUGAGACUUAACGCCUUCAUCAUCGGACUCUUAAACUUGCAGUCUCUGGAGUUCUGGUUUAAUCAUAUAUACACACAUGAAGACAUCAUAGCGGCCCACUACCACCCAUGGGGUUUCCUUCCCCUUUCUCAAGGGGCAUGUCAGCCAAUGUUUGAGGAGUUGAUGCUCCUACUUCAGCCUUUGUCACUCCUGCCUUUUGACCUCGACCUUCUGUUUGAACCUCAUCAGCUGCAAAAAGGCCAAGAGCACAUGAGGCACAAAGAACAGCUCUGUUCCACCCGACAGGGCCUCGACCAAUCAGCUCGCUCCACAUUCCAGCUCAUGAGGGGCCCCACAGCUCCUUUACUGAUAAAAGAGGAGGCAGGGUCUAACCAAAAAGGGAUGGAGCUUCACAGAGGAAGGUUUAUGUUAAGACGUGAGGGAACCUGGCCUCGGAUGGAUGGGGCGGAAUCUAAAAAACAAGUGCGGAGGGUGCCGAGGAGUGACAGGGCAGGCAGUGAAUCAGAGAGUGAAGGGAUGGUUUUGCACUCAGCUAGGAUGAAUGGAGUGGGCAAGGAGGAUGAAGAGAGGGAGAGGAGGAGGGAGCGAGAAAGAGAGAAAGACGGAGAAAAAGACAGGGUAAGGAGCAAGCAGGCAGGCUGGUGGUUCCAGCUCAUGCAGAGUUCCCAGGUCUACAUCGAGAACUCUGCUGAGGGAUCCAAGUUCGUCAAGUGGGAGAGGCGCAAGAAAGGAAGUGGGGCUGAUGGGCGGAGACAAAUGAUCCCACCCCCAAGAGUGGGCGUGGUUGAAGGAGCAGAGGCCCAUCAUGUGACAGAUAAAAACCCAGAAACCACAGUGUGCAACGACACGUGUCGUAAUGCCAGCACCGGAACCUUCCCUCAGUCAAAACCGUCCAAAGUGAUUAAAGGGAAGUUAUCUUGGAUGGGAAGUCCACCAGAGUCUGUGCUGAGUGAGCUGAAGAGGACAAACGAGACACAGCCUGAGGGGGCAGAAGCUGAAAUGCAAACAGCUCAAAAUCUACGCUGGGGGCGACUGUUUGGAGCCGGUACCAUCAGUAAAACAGAGAAAACAGAACCCAAAUCAUCCAAGAACUCGAAAAGCAGGUUGCCGUCAGGUUGGCUGAGUCUGGACCGGGCUGUGUUGGACUUAGUGGUGCAAUCUGUUGGGAAAAGGGCGGAGCCUCAGUCACUAAACACACACAGUGAUGACACACAACACAGUCAGGCACAGCAGGACCAAACACAAGAGCUCCACAUACAGACAACAGCUGCACGUGAGGUGAGGGCAUUGUGUCACCACAUCGCCACGGAAGCAGGUCACCUGAGCUUCCAUAAGGGCGACGUGCUGCAGGUCCUCAGCAGAGCGGACUCUGAUUGGUUGCUGUGUGCCCUUGGCAACGUCCAUGGCCUGGUGCCUAUUAUCUAUGUUACUUUAAACGAUGUGGAGGUUGAAGAUCCUCGAGGGCCACAGUGAACACACACACACACAAAAGUACACACAGUCUGAGAUGUGCACCUUCUUUCAUUUGAUUUUGUGCUUGAGGAGUAAAUCUGAUAAAGGGACAGUUUAAACAAACAUAGCUAAUGCUAAUAUUAAUCUUAAACAAACAUGGGUAUCAUCAUAUUUAUUGCCUGCUGUAAGAUAACAUUUGCCAUGCAAGAGAAACACAAACAGAAAAAAGCCAAAUCAGUGUGUGUCAUGCAACUUUUAAAAAAAAACCAAGAAGAUCAUGCUAGGCGCUAAUGCUACCCUUCGUUAUUAGCUAUAUUAGCAUUGUCAAGACACAUGCAGACUUGUUGCUGAAACUAGUAGCCCUCCCUCUCUCUUUCUCUCUCUCUCUCUCUCUCUCUGAGAGCUUUAAUAUGGUAUUUCUGUGUGAUUUUUUUAAUGCACAUUUAAGACAUGAUUAGAAAAUUUUGCAACUCAACAAACUUGCAAAAAACUCAACUUUGACAUCACAGCCUGGUCUCAUGAACAUGUCUAACAGCGACAGUGUUGCUCUCUAUGCCUGUAGGACUGUAUGUUUUUAUAGAAACCUGUACCAUUUUGUGUCAAUUUAUGGUCUGACAUCAUGUCCGUAACCCAUCCAGAAGCAAUGCAGCUGUCAGCUGUCAUAAGUGGUUAUAACUAGGGCCAGAGUGAUAUGAUUAUUAGGAUGAAAUGUGGCUGAUAUAAUCUGUUUCUGAAAGUUAAACAAGCAGCCUGUUUGCUGACUGCUCAAAAAAAAAGUCCAGUUAGAUUCCUUCAUCUAAAUCCUUAAAAACUAAAGCAAAGGUUCAUAAAGCAAAGGAUUUGCUAGAAACCAGAAGAAAUGCUGUUUAAUGUCUUUUUCAGUCCUCAGUUCAUUCUGCUGAUACACACGGAUUAAGGAGACGCUGCUUUACGACAGCCUUAACGACUUCCUGCUCUGGUGCUAGUUAGAACAAUCAUACUUAUUCAACCUAAAGCUUAGCGUGCAGUCAUUUACAGUGUCAUGUCACUGAGUGUGGGCGUGUAGUGACCAAAUGAUGGUGGCCCUGUUUGACGAACAGAUCCUUCAUGACGUCAUCUUUUUUUCUUUUUUUUUUUUAUAAAUGUAAAAAAAAAGUUUUGUGUUGAUCUGUCAUGGUUCUUUAGGUAACCCUUAGCUCCAGCAUUGAUGUCUCUUGGAGUUACAGUAGCUUAUUUACUGCAUUAUUACAUUUAAUGCUUCAUUUUAUACAACGAUAGCAGCUAACUAUCAAGCCACUAAGCUGUUUGUUUCCUUCAGCAACAGCCUCAUAGGAAUGCUAGCUUUAGCAAAUAAACACAUUGCUGUUUGUUUAUUGUUUUUUAAAAAGAAAGUUUAACCUGGUUUCCUGUAAUGUGGCAUUGAUGUGAGCAGUACAGUGAAGUGUGUGGGUGCUUUUAGAGAUGUCAGGGUGGAGCAGGAAACACUGCACCACCUGUAUUACUGAAUACACAUGAAGAUAAACACAAACACUUUUUCCUUAACAAUUAGUAUCAACUUACUGCUGUUCUGAACAAUCAGAAGCCUUUCAGCAGGACUGAGGGACAGACACUCGAGUUACACGACUUCAUUCGCUCCACCAAUAGACGGCUUCAUCUGCUGGAGGAGGGAAAGGAGAAAGCUGGCACUAGCUUUAGUCUUGGCAUUAACAUUAGCUGCUUAACCAACACUAUGGGUUUGUUUAUUUUGAGUCAUUAUUUAUGAUGCAUUUUAGCUAGACAUGUGGCGAUAUUCAGCUGCAGGAGGUCACACACAUUCAGGACCAGAGAUGAAUCGGUCGUAAUAAGAGCCCCAGGGUCGAUCCGAAGAGGGGUCUCACUCUGAGACAAAACAAUCCUGUAAUUCUUUUUACUGGACAACAAGAGCUGUGUUCACAAGAGCUGUGUUCACAAGAGAUGUGUUCACAAGAGAUGUGUUCACAAGAGCUGUGUUCACAAGAGCUGUGUAGAAAACACAGAGUACAGAAUUGAACCAGAUCUGUUGUUUUUAAAUACUGAACAAAAGUUACAUAUCGGCACAUGUCUACUCUUUUCCAGGGAUUUAUAAAGUCUCUGAACAUUUUCCAAGAAUGACAGACUUACUAAUAGGCAAGUGAAAGAAAAUCAUAGUAAUGGAGUUUAUCACAGAAAUGUAUUUAUUAUUAACUUGUACUGUUGUUCUGCUGUAAAGCAUCACUGUAACUUCACUAGAUCUAAAAAUGACGAAGGAACAGGGAACUCAGAUGAAGGGACAUUCUAACUGUGUUAAACAGGAAGUGGCAGUCGAUUAUCUACUGAGUAUUUAUGAAGUGGUUUAGGGAGAGUUUAGGGGAAAAGGCAGGUUUUGGUGUGUUAUGCAUGUGGCAGGAAUCUGAGGUGUACAGUAGGAUGGGGCCAUAAAAAUAUCACAUCACCGUUCUACGGUCCAGGAUAUGUAUCACAGUGCAACAGAGAAACUGAUCACUACUGAAAAAAAAGUAGAAUAAAAUGCCAUUUUAUUAUUUUAAACCUUUGACAUUAAAUUAGCUUAUGAAUGAAAUAACAUUAGAAUCUCCUCAGACUUUGUAUCCUAAUCACAGAUUCGACUGAUAUUGUGAAAAUGUAAAAUCACAAAAUGGCCACUGCUUUACAGCCUCUGUUCACUGUAGAUUUUUUUUUAAUUUUAUUUAAUUCUAAACUUGUCCUUUAAAAGGGAUUUACUGCUGUAGCUUUGGGAAAUGUGCCAUUAUUCUAACAGUCUGCCUUUUUAUUUAGUGUUAUAUUGCACAUUCAUUUAUUUAUUUCUUCACUUGCCUGAAAGUGAACCUGAGUCAUAAGAGAAUAAUUAUAUUGAUUUGUUUUUACAGAUUACAACAUCAUCUUUGGUUGACCAUGUCACGUUAUAAAUUGAGGUUUUUUUUUUAUCAUUUUAUAUUAUUUUCUAAUACAGAAAAUGCAUUUUACUCAUGUAUUUAUUCAGUCACGCCUGUAAAUAUGUGACAUUUUGGGAAGAAUAUGCUAAUGUUCUUUGAAAUUGUUAUUAACAAAAGUUACUUGAUGUAAUUAACAUGUAAUAACACGUAUAUUUCAAUAGGCUGUACAGAAUACCACUGUCAUAUGGGCCGUUAGAGGAAAGUUUAGUUUUGCUCUGCAUUAUGUUUGUCACUUUCAAUCUUCUCUGUCACCUAAACACACUCAGAGAGAGAGAGAAAGAGAGAGAGAGAGGUUGAAAUUAGACUAGUGCCUUUUUUUAUCACAGUAAAUGUAUUUGUAGGGACAGACACAAGCCUUGUGAUGGUACCAAAGCAGUAAAAUAUAAAAUCACAGUAAAUCAACCUUGAAAAAUAAAAAAGUAAAUUGAAUACAUUUUCUACGUUGUUUUGCUAAACUACUUAACGUGACCAGGCCCAGGUCUGAAGAGUUUUGAGUCACUAGACCAUGAGUGUUUUUUAUCUAAAGCAGCCUGGUCCUGCUAUUAGUGUGCAUUUACUGUUUGACACAAAAAACAUACCAAUGCUACAAAGAUCCCAAUGCUACAGUACAUAUGCCCAUAGAAAACAUAACAAAAAGACAUAAUGAGGAUAAAACCUGACAAUCCCGAUGAUGUCAGCUUGAGUCAACAGCAUAACCAUCAUUAGGUUCUACUGUCUCUACUGUGAUUUAUCAAUCUGAUUCAAACCUGUCUAAUGUUAGAGCUGAGGGCCGACCCUGAGCAGCCAGCUAAAGAUCUAGAGCCCAAACACAAAGGAGUGUACCGUUACAAUGGAUUGGACAAAUACUUAAAGAUACAUUUAGAUAAAAUUUAGGAAGUUUCUCUGUAGUUCAGCUCAGAAGAUGGAGAAAAUCCUGGUGAAAGAACAAGAAUGUAAACACAAGUGUUUUUGUAGCUCAUCAGAUCUGGGUUUGCGAGUGAAGUUUAUUUCUCUCUCUCUCUGUUUGGCUUGUUCUCUCUCUCAGCGCUGUUCCUCACAUGGGGUUAACCUGCUAGCAAGCUGUACAAUGAGGAAAACACAUUUAACAUUAUUCACGUUGUUGAUGACUGUAAAGUGAAAUCCUCAAAAAUAAUAAAAAGCUGUUUUAUUUGUUGAUUGGUUAAACAACCAGUACCUUAUAAAGGCCUGAUGUAAGGAACGAGGCUCCCUCUUUCCCCUCAUCCUCCUGUAUGAUGUGUAUGACCUCAACCCCAACCCUGUAUGAAGAUCAAUAACAAAGUGCUCAUGUGACCCACCCUCA